AUCAACACUGCGUCGAUCAAUAAUGUGUUCUCCCUACCCCCAGGGUUUGAACAGAACUCCCUCAUUUCUAGUCUGGCUCCUGCCAUCAUGAAGACUCUUUUGAUUUUGUUUAUUUUAAUGAAUCUGGACAAAGGGUACUGCACGGAGACACGUGAUCAGGUUCUAUCAAUCAGCCCAACAACACAGGAACAAGUGGACAUCUUGAAGAAUGUGUCCACCCAAUAUGAGACGGCCUUAUGGCAGCCUGUUUCACCUCAUUACAUCAAAGAAGAGACGCAAGUCCACCUGUUUGUUCCUGCAAACAGCUCAGAGACGGUCACGGAUCUUCUACAGAAACACGCCAUAACACAUGAGGUUUUACUGGCCAACGCCAACGAGUUGAUUGAAAUGCAGACAAAGAACGACUCCACAGACCCACGAAGCAGUUCCACUUUCUACGAGAGAUACCACAGCCUGGAGGACAUCUAUUAUUGGAUUAACAGGACCGCUCAGGACAACCCCGACAAGGUCAAAGCCAUUCUCAUCGGCUCCUCGUAUGAAAAGCGGCCACUUUAUGCUCUGAAGUUGACUCUAAAUAACAGACCGAAUAAGAAAGCGAUAUGGAUCGACUGUGGGAUCCACGCCAGAGAGUGGAUUUCUCCGGCUUUCUGCUUAUGGUUCGUACACUAUUCUUUGUCAUUUUACAAGCAAAACCAGGACAUUGCUAACAUACUGGACAACAUGGACGUCUACGUCCUGCCUGUCAUGAACCCUGAUGGAUACAAGUACACGUGGACAACGAACAGGAUGUGGAGGAAGAACCGCUCCAUCAGCAGGAGCAGCGCUUGCACUGGUGUUGACCUCAACAGAAACUUUGACGCCAACUGGUGCACUGAGGGGGCCUCUCACGAGCCCUGCACUGAGAUCUACUGCGGUGCCUUCCCCGAGUCGGAGCCAGAGUCGGAGGCCGUGGCCAACUUCCUGCGCCUUCACAAGGAUACGGUUCAGCUUUACCUCAGCAUCCACUCCUACUCUCAGAUGCUGCUCUUCCCUUACUCCUGCACCUUGGAUGAAGCAGAGAACCACAACGACUUGCUUGAGAUGGUUCAAGAAGCUGCCCAGAAAAUCAGACGAUAUUAUAGUAACACCUAUAAAUAUGGUCCUGGAGCCAAGACAAUAUACCUGGCUCCCGGUGGCUCUGACGACUGGGCGUACAACCUAGGCAUCAAAUACUCCUUCACAUUUGAGCUGCAGGACCGCGGGCAUUACGGAUUCCUUCUGCCGCCAUCUCACAUUGCCAAGGCCUGCAAUGAAGCUCUGCUUGCUGUGAAGACCAUUGCUAACAAGGUCAUAGAGAAAACGCAAGCUCCAAUGGGUUCUCCUCCAGCUGCCUAGGCAGCUACUUCUGGGUGGAAGUUCAAAAUGUCAAGCCAUUUUUCUCUGAAUGAUACCUACAGUUUUUUUAAGUAUCGCUUAAAGGUCAGCUUGCCUCAUUAUUCGUAUUAUUCAUGUUUUCUUUGUUGUUUUUUUGCUAGAAGGAAUUAUUCGUUAUAACAUUCCUCUAAUAUAUAUUGCGUGUGUCUGUUUUUUCAGAGAUUCUUUUUGAGUAUCUCCAUACACAUAUGCAUGUAAAUGGGGCAGAAGGCGAUUGAUCAAGAAGGAUUGGAUUGUGGAUAUGAAAUCUAGGAAAAAGAAUAAACUGAGCGAAGUUAUUGAUUUGAAUGACUGUAUUUGUGGCGAGUGUAUAGUGGCGGGCCUCUGCAAUUAACACAAAUAUUUAAAAUGAAUAAAUACAUUAAACUGUAAA
Scophthalmus maximus (turbot) is the source of this 1786-nucleotide messenger RNA. RefSeq names its product carboxypeptidase B2 (plasma) (gene cpb2). The record is from RefSeq and is a predicted model, not a curated record. The coding region runs from base 88 to 1374 and encodes 428 amino acids. NCBI's taxonomy places the organism in Eukaryota, Metazoa, Chordata, Actinopteri, Pleuronectiformes, Scophthalmidae. The transcript has 11 exons. Gene Ontology annotation, biological process: fibrinolysis; proteolysis. Gene Ontology annotation, molecular function: metallocarboxypeptidase activity; zinc ion binding.